AUGGCCACGAGUCUUUGGCUGCUUCGGCUGCUUUGGCUGGUGCCUGGACGUGCCCUGCCUGCGUGGAACCAGGCCAUCGAGAUGUUUCGCGUCACUCGCGCAACCGGGCAGAUUGAGUUCAUUGACAACGGCCUCUAUGAUGGCCCUUCUUCCAAGUUGCCUUUGCAGGUUGUCGCUUUAUUCGGCACAACUUCUGGUGGCAAAUCGACAACCUGCAGAUUCUUGUCCUGUUCUAUGGGAGUUCCCACGAAUUUUCCCAGCUCGACCAUUGGCCCGCAGCACGAGCCCACGCGUGGUCUUUGGGGAUCCCCAGUGGUGGAUGCGGACGGAAAGCACUACAUAAUACUGGACAUUGAGGGCUUCGACAAUAGCGAGCAAGACCAGAAGGUCGCGGAGGCAGUCUUGAAGCUUCUCGCUCUUCUUUCCGAAGUUACCUCUGUGUUCGUCCAGGUCAGGCGCACCCCAACCAUUCAGGCCUCGGACCUCGAGUACAUUGCCUCUUUUGUCUCGCAGGUGCGGAGCACGUUGCUUAAGCGGCCUGUUGCCACGCGGGGAGAUGCAGGACCGAACGACAACUUCCCGGCGCUCCUAAUUGCCCAUGUCAUGCCCGUCCAUCUCAGUCAUGACGAGCAGGAGGCCAAAGCUGUCGAGAUAACGACGCAGGCGCUGGCCGCACAGCCCGAAGUCAUCAAAACAGUCAGUGAGAACUAUAUAGAGCUUGUCCACAAAGAGGGACUUGGGCUCCACUUCGACUAUUUGACCAUCUACGAGCUGCCCAUGUUCGAGAAGCUGCAGCGGCAUAUGGAUACUGCGGAGACACCCGAUGACCUGCUUGAGAAAGUCCGGAAUCUUGUUGACUUUAACAAGGAAGAAAGCUCCCCGAAGUACAAAGCCGGCCAGACUUUUUUGGAUGACAUUGAUCUUCUGAGAGACAAGAUCUGGAACGUCAGCCGAGCUCGAAUCGACGGUCGUGGCCGUGCAAUAACAGCCCAAACAUUUCGGCAGUUGUUAAAGUGGGGUGUUGAGGAGAUGAACAAGAUUGGCCCCUUGAGCAAUGUGUACCUGUGGGAGAAGAUCGCGAUUGACGCUUGCACGAAGCAGCUGCAAGACAAGAUAGAUGCUCUAGAGGCGAGGCUGAAGGCAGUUAUGGAAGGGAAAUCAAGAGGUCUAGCAGAAGCGAUGUCAGAUGCAACGCGCGAGCUGGACGACUUCUUUGACGGGCUGAACCUCAGGCCGAGCGGCAAAGCACGUGAGGCUUGCGAAAGAAUGAAGGCCAGCACCUGGGCGCUGGUAGUUGUCCCCUUCAAAGACCAAGUGCUCCUGGAG
Messenger RNA from Symbiodinium necroappetens, 1326 nucleotides. Lineage: Eukaryota; Dinophyceae; Suessiales; Symbiodiniaceae. The record is from the annotation of a GenBank genome assembly.